CGUCAAAAAGGAAGAGAUAAUCAAUGGAAAGUCACCAUUUGUACGUAUAUACCAUUGGUUGAUGGGCUAUUCUUUUGUUCAUCCAAAAUUUGGGUGUUAAUUUUAUAGCGAUGAAUUUACUAAUUAAUCUUAAUUUUCUAAUAAUUAUAUCAUCUUACACUUUUCUAGUUAAUUGUUCAACACUAUCAAGACCUGAAGUAACCACAGAAUGGGGAAAAAUCACCGGAUUCACCGAGCGAAUCGGUGAUAAAUUGGUUGACACCUAUCUAAGUAUUCCCUAUGCCGAACCACCGGUGGGCCCUAAUCGUUUCAAGCCCACUGUCCCUCUUCAAACUCCAUGGGAUGAUCCCCUUGAUGCAACUGAAUAUUCACCGGCUUGUCCCGAACCCUAUGUUGGUAAUGAUAUGAAAAGAGCCGGUAAACUGAUUGUUCGAAGUGAAGAUUGUCUCUAUCUAAAUGUUUGGAUUCCCCAAAGAUCAUCAACCAAUUCAAGUUGGCUUGAUUUAACUCGAUCAUCGGCCAAUAAAAUGGUUGAUUCUAAACAAGGACUUCCGGUAAUGGUUUAUGCUCAUGGAGGUGGUUUGGUUAUGUUAUCUGCUGGUGAUUCUAAAUUCAUGGAUGGAGCUCAAUUAGCUUCCACCGGUGAGUUUAUCGUGGUAACGUUCAACUUUCGCCUUGGGGCUUUAGGUUGGCUUUAUUGUGACGACUCAUCGAUUUCGGGUAACAUGGGUCUUUAUGAUUCCCUGAUGGCCAUUGAUUGGGUUUACAAUAAUAUCCACGCCUUUGGUGGUGAUCCUAAACGGUUAACUGUAAAUGGCCUUAGUUCCGGUGGUAAUAUGGUUACUUCACUUUUCCUUAACGGUCUCUUGAAUCCCUACAUUUCGAGCUUAAUUGUUCACUCUGGAGUGAUUAGUGAUAUUUAUACUGAGCCAACUGACCUGGCAAAACGGCGAUGUGACCUUAUCUCAUUGAAUCUUUCAUGUCGAUUACCUGAUCAACCUGUUGAUUCAAAAGUAAUCAACUGUCUUCAAAACACACCAACGGUACGACUUUUAAUGGCUCAAUCAGCUUUGGCCAUGGAAAAGGAUAAAUUGAACACUAAAAGGCCCGAAAUAUUUUUCGUUACCACCGGCGAUUCUUUAAUUCCUCAUAAUAUAACAACUCUUUAUAAACUUCGUAAAUGGUCAAAAUCAGUUCCGAUUUUCGUCUCUCUGGUUACCGAUGAAGCUUCGGUGAUUGAACAUCAUUUACCACGAAAGGGAGUUGCGACCUUUGGCUCGUAUGAGAAUUAUCUUCUCUCCGUAGCACCAACUUUACUCCCAGAACGAUUUUCCGUUUCACCCAAAACCGUGGCCUCUGAUCUGUCCAAGGUUUACCUUUCUGGUUUCAAGGAAUCCUCUCUAGCUUUUAUGGACUUGUCAAUGAGACGAAUGGUCGGUGAUUGGUAUAUUACUUGUCCCACUCUUCAUUUUGCCGACGAAAUGUCCUCAACUAAUCCCGUUUGGUUAUCACUUUUUAGUUAUACAAUUAAUCCUGCAAGGAAAAAUUUACCUCCAUUGGUCGCAGGUCGUAAAUACGGAACCCGACAUGGAAUUGAUAUCUUCUUCUACUUCGGUGUUCCUCAUUACGAAGGCCAUGGCUAUGAUGAUAAAGAUCGUUCAGUAUCAACGAAUGCAAUGUUAAUUUGGUCGAGAUUUGUUCGUGAAGGUUACGCUAAUUGGACUCCUUAUCAAGUGACCUCCAAAGGUCGAGUAAUACCUUACAUUAAGGAAUUGAAUUCCAACAGAGCUAUAAUUACACGAAUUAAUCCCGAUCGUUAUCGUUGUUACGUUUGGGACGAUCUCUUCUAUAAUUCUGAUAACGAUCAAGAAAUUUAGUUAAUAACCUUUUAAAUUUUCAUUCUCUAACAUUCAAACCUCUCUUUCCUUUGAUUUAAUUGUCAAAUGAUGGAAACUGAUUUAAUCAAAAGCAAUUAACUUUCAAGGUUUAUUAACAAUCUUGCAUCAAAUCCUAAUAACAAUCACUUAUUACUUUUUACUGAAUGGUAAAAGUUUCCAAUUAAAUUGUAAUCACUCUCAAAUUGAUACAUUUAAUUGCUAUUUAAAUUAUAAGAAUUGACAAUCACAAUUGACUAAAUCUUUUGAUUACUGUAACUAUUUAAACUGGAUUAGUUUCACAGGAUUUAAUCACUAUUCAUCUAUCCCUUUAACUAAUAUUAAUAUUGUAAAAAAUAUUGAAUCUUAUGGUAAACAAUUAAGAGAAAUCACCUUAAUUGUUUGGCCAUUCAAUAAUGAAAAUAGACCAUUUUCAUUAAAUGUUAAUUGUUGUGAACUUUGAAAAUUGAUCAAAUCAGUUCACUUGAAAUCUGAUAAUUAACUAUGCUCAUCUUUUUGAUUGAAUAAUAAUCAAUAAUAAAUAAAAUUGUGUAAUAAGGAAACAAUUAAAA
Molecule: messenger RNA, 2446 nt
Organism: Panonychus citri (citrus red mite)
Lineage: Eukaryota; Metazoa; Arthropoda; Arachnida; Trombidiformes; Tetranychidae
Product: acetylcholinesterase-1-like
Exons: 1
Coding region: 111-1877 (588 amino acids)
Source: RefSeq, a predicted model, not a curated record